Paramormyrops kingsleyae is the source of this 1586-nucleotide messenger RNA. It is a transcript of the gene epyc, whose product is annotated as epiphycan. Lineage: Eukaryota; Metazoa; Chordata; Actinopteri; Osteoglossiformes; Mormyridae. Gene Ontology annotation, molecular function: protein binding. Gene Ontology annotation, cellular component: extracellular matrix. Gene Ontology annotation, biological process: bone development; articular cartilage development. The record is from RefSeq and is a predicted model, not a curated record.
ACCUCGCCCAGCAAGUCCUCUCCUCUCUGUUGGCCAGACCCCCAUCCCACAGCUCUCCAGCUUGGCAGUUGGGAACAUUCUGGAAGAGAAGGAGACAGAGGAAGUGCUGGACGAUGAAGACUUUGGAGUACAUCGUGUGUGGGUUCUUCAUCCUGAAGACACUUGCGGCCUUUCCUUCCAUGCAGUCCAGGCUGUUGGAUCUUGACGUCUAUGAUAACUACGGUACAGACCCAAACCUACUGAAUGAAGACUUAUACGAUUAUGGCAUUGACGUUAUCACUGGCGAACCUGAGGUGGAGAUUGGCACGCUGCCCCCCCUGGGGCUGAGUCGCGAGGCAUCUUUCGACGAAGGGGAGGAGGAAGACGAGCUGCCACUGAGGCCUUUCCCCACCACCCACAGCUCCGGGGGGUCUGGAGCUCCGGCUGGCCCAGAAAUAAGUGGAGUCCCGCCCCCCGGGGCUCCUACCUGCCUGCUGUGUGUCUGCCUUGGCAGCUCCGUCUACUGUGACGAUGCCAAGCUGGAGGCCAUUCCAGAGCUGCCAAAGGAUACCACGCACUUCUAUGCACGCUAUAACAAGAUCUCCAGCAUCAAGAAGAAUGACUUCGCUCACAUGAACAUGCUGAAGAGGAUUGAUUUGACCGGAAACCAGAUCUCACGGAUCGACGACGAUGCCUUUCUCGGCCUCCCUGCCCUGGAGGAGCUGGUUUUGGAAGAAAAUAAGCUGGCACAACUGCCAGCCCUGCCCGCCAGCAUGAUUGUAAUCGAUGCCAGUCACAACAAGCUGGGCAGCAGGGGCAUUCACAAGGAGGCCUUCAAGGAUAUGCACAAUCUGCAGAAUCUCUACCUCUCCUACAACAAUAUUGGUUACGUCCCCAUGUCACUGCCGGAGAGCCUCCGUUCUCUGCACUUACAGAACAAUAACAUUCAGAUGAUGCUCGAUGACACCUUCUGCAACCUAAAGGAUCUCAACUACAUCCGAAGGGCCCUGGAGGACAUCCGAUUGGACGGGAACCCCAUAAAUCUGAGCAGGACCCCCCAGGCAUACGUAUGCCUACCCCGCCUGCCAGUGGGUGGACUGGUGUAGAUACUUACAUGCAGACCAAAAAUGGUAUGUUGCAAAGCACACAGGCUACACACACACAUGAUAUUGUAAUGUUGUUUGUGGAGGAUUAUACACAAACACACACAUAAUGUAUUCUUGUUGGUUAAUUUUCUCCUUACCCAAAACAUGCAGAUAAACAAACACACCAAAGAAUCACUUUUGGUCACUUUUAUUUUUCACACAUUUUUUGUUUUAAUUUCAAAUGUCUUCUAUCUACAGCAGGCUUUGAUUACUAGUGGUACGACAGUAUAAGGGUAGGUUUCAGUAGAAUAUUGAAAUUAAAGUGGAAUUUAAAGUAUGUCCCUGAAAGGUGAACACAAUGCAAAAGACACAUUUAUGCACAAAAUAUAAAAUAUUUUCAGAGAUGUUCUUAACAUUUAAUGUGGCAUUUCGACACAUUACAGCACAACAUUUUAAAACACUAUAAAUGCCUGUAUAAUAUAAUAUACAAUAUGAGUGGUGUCAAUAAACGAUCUCUAUGUU